Molecule: messenger RNA, 290 nt
Organism: Entrophospora sp. SA101
Lineage: Eukaryota; Fungi; Glomeromycota; Glomeromycetes; Entrophosporales; Entrophosporaceae
Source: the annotation of a GenBank genome assembly
AUGAUUUUAGAUUAUUUUGCGGAGAUCUUGGUAAUGAGGUAACAGAUGAUAUGCUUUACAAAGCAUUCAGUAAAUAUUUAUCAAUCCAAAAAACCAAAGUGAUUCGAGACAAAAGAACGGGUAAGAGCAAAGGAUACGGAUUUGUUAGUUUUAAAGAUGCGGAUGAAUUUGUCAAAGCAUGGAAAGAAAUGAAUGGUAAAUAUGUUGGAAACAGACCAAUUAAAUUGAGAAAAAGUAAUUGGAAAGAUAGAAAUUUUGAUGCCAAAUCAAAGAAACAUCAUCCUUAUUAA